AUGCCGCCUAUUACUCGGUCCAUGGCACGGCGGUUCUGGGAACCCAUUCGCGAAGGCGAUGAUGGGUAUGUCUUACCUGCGCCUGUUCUAUCGGCACUCGGUCUCGUUCCGUUGAGAGCUCAAAUUACCCAGCUCAUGACAUUUUGCUUGUGCUGUCUCGAAUUGGCACUGGAAACCCCAGGACGACAGAGCAAUGCCAUCCCUUUUCUGUUCUUCUGCAAUGCGAUCCCGCAUCAAACUGAUUGUGAUCGUUGCGGUGAUGAUUCCGUGAUUUGUCGCCCGGUUUGGGAAGGUCUGCAGGCCCAGUAUCGCGAGUUUUCAUCCGCCAUGUGGUGGUUGUAUCGCCUUUGGAUAUCAUCCCCUUUUCAUACAGUCUUCCCCCCCCGCCCAAUGGUGAUCAGUGAUGAUAAUGACGGCUGGGGAGAUGAUGAUAUUAUCAUUCUGUCACACCCACACGAGAUUCUGGUGGAUGCCUCCUAUGACCUUGCAAGAGCCUUUCUUGACUUAGUCCGGAUGCAUGAAGAUGAAUUUGGUCUGAUUUUCGAUUCUGUAUACGACGAUAGUCGUGAACAACGUCUAGCACAAUAUCGCUCCAUGUUUGAAGGGGCAGAUGCAUCCGGGAUCGACGACGAGAAUGAGGGCUUGGCAGAAUGGGAGGACGCCAAAUCCGAAUUUGCGAUUGCGGUCUGGCGCUGGGUUCACGUUGCCAUCCAAUAUGCUGAUCCUUCCAUUGACGUAUGGACAGAAAAUCUUCUCUUCUUCGUGUUGGAGGAGGCACCCGCCUGGCUGGUAACACCUGGACAGUGA
Messenger RNA from Penicillium subrubescens, 807 nucleotides. RefSeq lists its product as uncharacterized. Bases 1 to 807 code for a protein of 268 amino acids. The transcript has 3 exons. NCBI's taxonomy places the organism in Eukaryota, Fungi, Ascomycota, Eurotiomycetes, Eurotiales, Aspergillaceae. The record is from RefSeq and is a predicted model, not a curated record.